AUGUUUCGUCGAUCAAGGUUUAGUAUUCGGCCCAAUGUCGGUACGGCAGGCAGAACAGCAGCAACACCUCAGGAGGCACCUUCAUCUAACCAGGAGUCCAGUGAGACCCCCAGAGACAUCAGUGAGAGCAGCACUCCCACUGCUGUGACAGAUACCACAUCUGACGGGACUCCAUCUGAAAAAGCGACCACCCCAGGGGAUGGCAAUGACCAAAAUGCGGAAGGGGCCAGCUCCUCGGCUGCAGUCCAGAGAAGGAAGCGGUUUACUGUCAAACCCAAAGUGGUUCCUGGCCGCCCCUCCACCCUCUCUAGGACAUCCAAGUCCCCCGCCAAGGCAGUCGCUGAAACUCCCAUUGAAACCCCCGUGUCAGACCUUGAUAAGCCAUCAUCAUCUAUCCAAAGUGGGACAACGGCUGCCCCUCAAGGACUCCAGUCCCCGAGGCGAAGAAGGGGUUCGGAGGAGAGCAGGCAGCCCAAAGUGCAGCCAAAACCAACCCCUGACUCCUCUGAGCCUUCAGCUGUCCCUCCCCCUGAGGAAUCACUAGAACAAACCGAUCAGCCCACAGACAGUGGCAAACAAUUAGAAAACAAGUCAGGCAGCCAAGUUAAAGAAGUUCCUCCCAGACCACCAGAUAAAGAACCCGUCUCUCUACCAGACAGAGAAGCAGAUGAAAUAUCUGAGAGGGCCAAGACUCUAGUGUCAUCUAAGAGUGGACUUUCAUUGUCACCUUCAGCGCUGUCUUUGAGCAGACUCCUGAAUGACCCAUCGGAUUUACAGAGGCUAGCCAAGGCCCAGAAACUUAGAGAGUUACUCAGACAGGAGAGGCACAAAGAAAAGAAACUCAAAAAAGUGAAGCCGUAUUUAAAGGAAUAUACUUUAGAUCCCACCAAAAUGACCAUGAGGGACCUUAUCCAUUAUCUACCACUGUCCAACCCCAUGACAUCUAGUUCGGAAGACAUAGCUCAGGAGAAUGAGACUGUGCUCCCACCUUCACCACAAAGAGAACAGUCUCCAGACACAGUGCAGGAACCUGAAGCUCCCCCUGAACUGCCGAGCACAAGGGAGGAUGAAGAGGAGAUGGCAGAGGAAGAGGAUGAUGACGCAUUCAUGGUUCCUCAGGUCAAAGUAGCAGAGGAUGGCUCUCUCAUCAUUGAUGAAGAGAGCUUGACGGUGGAAGUCCAGCGAGCAAAAGGGCCAAACCCAGCACAGGAUCGAGAUCCCAUCUUUGAGCGUGGCUCCACGACAACUUACUCAAGCUUCAGGAAAAGCAGCUAUACAAAACCCUGGUCCAGUGAAGAGACAGACAUGUUCUACCUGGCAGUCAGUAUGGUGGGGACAGACUUUUCCAUGAUUUGUCAACUGUUUCCUCACAGAGCUCGAUCAGAGAUAAAGAAUAAAUUCAAAAAAGAGGAGCGAGCGAAUUCCUGGAGGGUUGACAAAGCGUUUAGAGAGAGACGCAAGCUGGACAUUGAGUAUUUUUCUAAGCUUCUCGAGAAAAUUUUGGAGGUUCAGGAAAACAGGAAGAAACUCAAGUCACUUGCUAAGAAGAACUCCCCCAAGAAGUCAAAGAGAAAGGCUAAGGGCAAAAAAGCUGCAAGAACGCUGAGUGAUGUGGAGGAAGAAAAUGAGGAGGAUGCCAAUAAAGUUCCCAGUUUGGAGGAUGAGGAGGAAGGAGAGAAAGAGAACGAGAAUCUCUGUAAUGAAGGAGGAACCCCUGUUUCCAAGCCUAAGAGACCAAGCAAAAGAAAGGCUAAACAGGCAGCUGUGAAUGAGGAACCAAAUGAUAAGAAGAAGAAAACUGGUGAAAAGAGCAAUGAACAAGGGGAGGCCUGCAUACCUGAAGACCCUGAGGCAGCUCUUCCCGAAGUCCAAACUACUUCAGACAUGUCUGAAAAGACUGAGGACUUGAAUGCAUCCAAGGACACAGCAAUCAAGCCAGCUAAACUUUCCCGGGGCAGAGCACCAAAGCCGCUACUGCCUUUGGGGCGAAAGUGGAGUAAAAAGCGUCCACCAGACUCAAAAAAGGCCAAAGAUACUGCCUCAGAUAAAGAAGACGAGAGCUUGACUGAUGGAGCCUCUAAGGAGCAGGUAAAUCAAGAUUCAUCACCUUUAAGAGAGGACAAUGAGAGGAUGUCAGAUGAGGCUCACGUUUCCUCUGAAGAGGAGGAUGUCACCGCUCAGCCUCCGAGACCUACCAGAUAUGGAAGAGUGCCCAAACCCACCAAGCCUCUGAAUUACCCUGCCAAAGAAGAUGCACACACCUCUGCGUCCGAUGCUACCCCUGCCUCACCAGGGAGGUCUGCUGCUUCUGCUGCCAAGCCUAAACCCAAAUGCACGGCCAAGAGGGGGAGACCCUCAAAGCAACAAUCAGCCCAGCAGUCCAAAAAGCCCAAACUAGUCACGCUCAGGAGCUCUCGGUCAGAAUUCAGCGAUGACGAGGAGGAAAAACAGCAGGAUCAGGAAGAGGUAGAGGAGGAGGAAUACCCUGUGUGUAGCCCCGGUGAGGACAGCACUGCCCCUGUGUUUGUGCCUGCCAGCCUGCGCUCCCCACCUCCUGUGAUUUCGGAGGUGGAAGAGACUAUGGAGGAGCUUGAUAUUUUGGCCAAUAUGCCUGAUGUGUUGGGCCUCUCCCAACUGUGCCCUGAUUCCUCAUUCGAGCUGGUGCAAAAUGAGACAGGCACAGCUGAACCAUGUGAACAUCAGUUGGACCUGCUGGUUGACGUUAUAGAUUUCCUCUCUUCAGAACACACAGAAGUAAAUGAAGACGAGAGCUACAAUGAAGCUGCUCAAACUCUGUUGACCAUUGGCAACCUAACUCAACUCUCAGCACAGAAUCAAAUAGUCACACAAGAUAACACAGGGACAACAUCAGUCGGUGCAGAACAAACCGAACCAUACCUGGGAGGUGCUGACCAAGAGGAAAACUAUGACAUUCAUAUCAUGUUUGGUCAUGGAGACGCAGAAACAUCAGAAAUUAUUGCUACUGUGGAGCCACAACAAGGCACAACAGACAGUGGUGAUGCUCCAGUGGUUGAAAGCAGUGAUCAACCAUGUGGUGGCCAGAACACUGUGUCUUUUACAGAUUGUAGCCCUCAGUUUGAGUCAAGUCCAGAGAUUGCAAAGAAACAUUCUCCUCAGACUAGAAAAGGACACUGUUCCAAGGUGAAACCUAACCUAGGCGGAGGCUCCAGGACUGAACAGCCCAAAUCCCAAUCAGAUACAUCAACAAAACAGGAAACUGAAGAGAGCAACACAGAAGCUUCCAACAUUCAAGUCACUGAAUCACCAUCAGCUCCUGAAGGAACAACCCCGAAGAUACUAGAAUAUUCUUCAACAUCAUCAAUAGAUGACAAGUCCUCUACUAAAGUUGAACACACAGAAGAGCUGUGUGUCACUCAGGACAGUUCAGGUACAGCAGCAUUCGACCAAAGUGCCUCAGAACACCAGAGUCACUGCUUUUCUGAAGCCCAGUUUGAACCCAGUGGAGAAGCUACCAGAGACAUGACAUUUGAGUCGUCAGAUCAGAGUUUCUCUAAUAAUUUAGCAGCAUCUGAAACAUCAGAUUCUGUUCCAGUUCACAAAGGGAGUCCACAUUGUGCGGCUUUCAUCACACCUGUAGACGAUGUACCUGUCAGUCAGAAAGAAGAGGCUGAAGUUGCAUCUACUUGCCAGAUCAGGAGAGGGCGAUCUCAAAAAGUAAAACCCAAACCAGUCCUAGCACAGACAAAAAGAACAGCUCGAUCCAAACCUCAAACUACAGUAGAGAAAGACCCCAGCCCAGCUCCAGUCCCACAAAUCCAUGAAAAAACAAUAGUGGAAGUAGAACAAGAAGCAACCUGUGGCAUGACUCCUGAGAAAGUUAUUCACAGCACCAGUCCUACUGCCGCUAUGAUACCACUGUUUGAUUCAGGCUCUGCUUUUACACCCACAAAAGAACUGUCUACAACUGAGGAGAAAAGUACAGGAGCUGGAUUGGAUCAGAGUGUCUCACAAAACCAGAUCCUCACUCAACCCAGUGACAGAGGCACUGGGUCAACAUCAGGAUCCACAGAUGAAAAAAUGGCAACUUGUGAUGAAGCAACUGAAAGUAGUGAUAAACUAGCUACAUCUAUCAUAGAAUCACAAGUUGGGCAAGACUCGGCCCCAGUCCAAGAGAGCAGUGACCAUACUCCUCCAUCUGUUACACUUGUAGACGAUGUACCUGUCAGUCAGAAAGAAGAGAGUGAAGUUGCAUCUACUUGCCAGAUCAGAAGAGGACGACCUCAAAAAGCAAAACCCAAACCAAACCUAGCACAAACAAGAACUGUUCGAUCUAAACCUGAAACUACAAAAGCCACAGUAGAGAAAGACCCCAGCCCAGCUCCAGUCCCACAGAUCAAUGAAAAAACAAUAGUGGAAGUAGUGCCAGAGGCAACCGGCAGCGCCUCUCCUGAAAAACCAAGUCAUAGCACUGGUCCUGCUGCAGCUUUGAUACCAUCAUUUGAUUCAGGCUCUGUUCUUACACUCACAAAAGAACUGUCUAAAACUGAGGAGAAAAGGACAGAAGGUGGAUUGGAUCAGAGUGUCUCACAAAACCAGAUUCUCACUGAACCCAAUAUUAGAGACACUGGGUCAACAUCUGGAUGCACAGAUGAAAAAAUGGCAACUUGUGAUGAAACAACUGAGAGUAGUGAUAACCUGGUAACAUCUGACUCAGCUGUCACGAAAUUACAAGUUGGGCAAAACUCAGCUCCAGUCCAAGAGAGCAGUGGCCAUCCUGCUCCAUCUGUUACACUUGUAGACGAUGUACCUGUCAGUCAGAAAGAAGAGAGUAAGGUUGCAUCCUCUUGCCAGAUCAGGAGAGGACAAUCUCAAAAACUAAAACCCAAACCAAACCUAGCACAGACAAGAACUGCUCGAUCUAAACCUCAAACUACAAAAGCCCCCGUAGAGAAAGACCCCAGCCCAACUCCAGUCCCCCAAACUAGUCCUGCUGCAGCUAUGAGACCAUCGUUUGAUUCAGGCUCUGCUCUUGCACCCACAAAAGAACUGUCUACAACUGAGGAGAAAAGCACAGAAGGUGGAUUGGAGCAGAUGGCAACUUGUGAUGAAGCAACUGAAAGUGGUGAUAAACUAGCUACAUCUGUCACAGAAUCACAUGUUUGGCAAGACUCAGCUCUAGUCCAAGAGAGCAGUGGCCAUCAUUCUCCAGCUGUUACACCUGUAGACGAUGUACCUGUCAGUCAGAAAGAAGAGAGUGAAGUUGCAUCUACUUGUCAGAUCAUUAGAGGACGAUCUCAAAAAGCAAAACCCAAACCAAACCUAGCACAGACAAGAACUGCUCGAUCUAAACCUCAAGCUGCAAAAGCCACAGUAGAGACAGACCCCAGCCCAGCUCCAGUCCCCCAAAUCCAUGAAAAAACAAUAGAAGUUGAACCAAAAGCAACCAGGAGCACCUCUCCUGCUUCAGUCUUGAUACCACUGUUUGAUUUAGGCUCUACUCUUACACCCACACAGGAACUCUCUACAACUGAGGAUAAAAGGACAGCUGAUGCACUUGCUGGUCAAGUGUACGCACAAAACCAGAACAUUUCUGAAACCAGUAACAUAGACACAGGGUCAACAUCUGGAUCCACAGAUGAAAAAAUGGCAACUGGUGAUGCAGUUUCAGUCCAACAGAGCUGUGCCCUCCCUGCUUCAUGUGUUAAACCUGAAGAUUUACCAGUCAGUCAGAAAGGAGAGAGGGAAGUGGCAUCGACCUGUCAGAUCAGGAGAGGGAGAGCUCCAAAAGUCAAACCCAAACCAAACCUAGCACAGACAACAAGAACCCCUCGGUCUAAACCUCAAACCACAAAAGAACCUGUCAUGCAUGUGCAGCUUGUGGAGACACCCUCCAGCCCAACUUUAAAGCCUCAGUCCACUGAGAAGACAACAGCAGAUACAGAAGCUCCGCCAAUUUGCAGCAUCUCGCUUCCAAUUCAAAGUACUGAAACUUCUUCUGUACAAUCACUGGAAUUAUGCUCUACUCAUAAACCAACAGAGGAAUCAUCUACACAUAUGGAACAAAAAACAGAAGUUGGACCAAACGCAAUCUCAGAGAUUUCAGAACCAAAUGUACGUCAAAGAAGACAACAGUUUCCCAAAGUCAAACCCAACUUAGCCUCAUCCACCACAACUGCACGGACAAAACUGCAGCCGAAGAAAAUCAGCGAACCCUCAGAUAUGGACACCUCUUCAAAUGUAACAUCAGAACCACCACCUGUGGACAGUUCACUAACAGAAGUGAAACUGGUAGAGGAGGACUUCAAGCUCUUGACAUCAACACAGUGUCCGUUAAAUACAGAACCCAGUUCAACAAAAUCUGCACCUGCAGAGUCGGAAAAGACGGAGGGUACAUCCUCUGAUAGUAUUGUCGUGGCAACAUCAUCGGUUGCUGAGAAUCAGUAUUUGUUGACAAACACAAUCACUGAAAGCGAAACCAGUGAAAUGUCCACGGGGGACAAAAUGUCAAAUAAUGACAGCAUGAAGACUGAGCCUGCUUCACAAGUGUCGGAUUCAAUUACAGCUUCAGAUCCUCAGUCUCCAGAAGGUGGCUCCACAGAGUCAAAAAUAUCAUCGGGUUUGGCCUCGAAUGUCUACUCCAUAACAACCAUCCAUCCAACAGAGAGCGGCCCACAGUCAUGUCCAGAAGGUGACUCAGAAGUAAAAAGUCAAGAAGCAAUCCAGCAAUGUUCAGAAACAAGAGCAACUCAUCAAACAUCUAGUGACAAAUCUCAAUCUGCCUCAAGCACUGAUCGUUCUCAGUUAGAACUCACCGACUCUUCCAAGUCUUCAAAAAAAGGCCCUCAAAGUCGAAGAGGAAGGCUUAUUAAUCCCAAACCCAACCUCGGACGCUGCAGUCGGCCUCAACAACCCCAACAAGUCCAGAACACAGCACAGGCAGAAGCAGAAGGUGUUGAGGCUUCGGUUUCCCUCAACCCUGUGUCUGAACUCCGACCUGACAUUCAAGAUCCAGUAGAGGGAGCUGUUGAAUCAAAUAGUAACCAAGAGUCCUGCCCAAAGCAGAGUGACUCCCAUUCACUUGAUGCUGUGUCCUCUCUGGGCUGUGUGACACAAACAGUGGACAAUUCUUCUCAGAACACGUCCACAUUUGGCACAGAGGGGACCCAAAGUCAUCCAUGUCUCCAAUUAUUCCCAGACUUGACGUCAGAGCAGAUGCCUUCAGAUCCAGAUGAACCGUUUUUCAUCCUCUCACUGAGUGAAAUCCCAGUCUGCUCAUCUGGGGAGGUGAUGGACAGUGCAGCGGAGCCCUUACCCUAUCUUCCUGAUGGAUAUGCACCAAUGCAGCCACAGAGUGUUCCUGGAGAGAGUCUGGCACCACAGGAAGACACGUCUCUCUCUAAUGUCCCUGUGUCCAUGUCAGUGGAGGAGAGUAGUGAAAUGGGCUUCCUCAGUGGAAGAGAUGAAGGGCGGGACUCGGCUGUACAAAAAGAUUCGGUCAUGGAGAAUCGAGAGGAUCCACAGGAGACAGUCCAGCCCCCAACGUUACCAGAAACUGUAGAGAAGACUGCUAAGACUGAAACCAACCUUAGAAAGAAGAGGAUAUCAGGAACUGGAAGAAGAGCCAAAGUGCAGGUGAAGCCCAAUACUUCAAAGAAGACACAAGCCAGCAAAACUGUUGCUGUAAACACCAACCAGGACUCAGGCCUUCCUGGUCCUUCCACGCAGGCUGAAGCUUCUGAUGCAAAAACAACUGCGGGCAAGGUCGAGGCCACUGAGCCACAGAAGAGAAGUGGUGACCAUGUAGACAUAGGACAGGAGACUCCGUCGGUUGGGAAGAGCCCAGAGGACAGAAGUCCAAGAGAACAAACUGGGACAAUAAAGACCAGUGGAACUAGAAAAUCCGGUGAUUUCCCUUCUUUCCUCUCGGACAAGAACAGCAGCGACCUUCCUUGUGGCGAAGCAGCUUCCAAGGACCGUAAGGUCAAAACUGCACACACCAGAAAACACUCCACCUCGACUUCUGCAGCUUCAACAUCACCCGCUGUGACUCCCACACCUGCUCACACACAGCAGCCAGAGGAACCCAGCCAUUCAGCCUCUUCUUCCACUUCAGCAGCACUAACUCAGUGUGCAGCUAAGGUUUCAGCUCCGCAGCAAAGUGUGGAGAGCAGUGCUACAGAGGUGGAGCCCACCAGUGUGUCUCAGUACUUCUUAAGUGAUAUUUUUACUGAAGUGGAGUAGGGAUGAAAGCCAGAGUGAGGUGGAGUGAGAGGAAGAACCUGCCAGUAGCUCAGCUUUUUCUUCAUUAUGUUUGUGUAGAGUUUUCUCUGUCAAGAUUUAUUUAUAACAGGCUUUCCUUUUUGCUGUUGUGAAGCUGAAUUUACUAUAUUUACAAAAACUUUUCCACUUUCACAAGCAUUUUGAAUGUAUAAACAUUAUACAAUUGUAUGUUUACAACAUAGACUGUAUAUAAAGAUGCAUCCUCACAUCCUCCCACUUCAGAAACAGAGAUAAAACUACCUGGAUAUGAACGCUACUAUUUUAUGGCAACAGAAAAAUGAGCACUUGGACAUGCAUUAGUGUGAUAAGGACCUAAAAUGACAGAAACCAUAAUUUAUGAAAAUUGAUUGAUGAGUACUGAAGCUGUGUUCAAUCCUGUGUUGCAUCCUUUUGAGGACAUACGUAGCACAUAAAGAUUACCUCCAUGGUGGGUCGCGCAGACCAUGGAGGUCAAACUGAAAUAACCCGGUCUGUUCUACAGUGGAUUUCCAUGUUCUGCAUCACCAGCUUGUCCUGCCCUUAUUGCUGUUGCCUAGCAACAGGGCUGCAAUUGGACAUGAAAGUGUCAAUGUCCCUCGGUGUUUAAACUCAUUUGCUGUUGGCUGUUUGUUGAGUUGAAGCAUGGUACUCAAGCAUUGGAUGUCUCUAUGCCAUUACCUUUUUGAAAAAUGUUGUGUCACUGAAAGCCCAAUGAAUCCUGGGAUAGUUUGGGCCGGGAAAGAUGCACGUAUUGCAGCCUUCCUAUCUCUAGUGAGGGACGCAUUUGUUAGCAGCAUUUUAAGGAGCCUUAGAAGUGGGACAGUUUAGCUGCGCCGCUGUGACACAAUCACUCUUCAAAUGCAGCCUUCUGUUUGACUUUUAUUUUGGUCCACGACCCAUCCAUUAAUGAGGAGAAGGUGGGGUUUAUGACCAGUUCUGCAGCCAGCCACCAGGUGGUGAUCUAGACGCUUUUGCUUCACUUUUGGGUAAAUAACCAGUUUGACUGAAGGAGGCGGCAGCUUUUUCUCAACAGUUCAUUGUGUUUUGAGCCUCAAAUAUCUCAAUUUGUUUAUCAACAGCUAUGUUCAUGUAAAUAUUGUAGAAUAACAGAGUUCUUUAAAUGUUUGCCCAUAUUGCUUUCCAGACCACAACAUGGGUGACACAACUAGAUUAGUUGAUAUUUUGUAUAGUUGUACAUUAAAACGCGCUAUGUUUUUAAUCUUAAUGCGCAUGUCUUUUUCUGUGUUCAUUUUUAAUAAUUUAUUUUAAUCUGAACCA
This is a messenger RNA of Paralichthys olivaceus (Japanese flounder), 9519 nucleotides long. RefSeq names its product transcription factor TFIIIB component B'' homolog. Lineage: Eukaryota; Metazoa; Chordata; Actinopteri; Pleuronectiformes; Paralichthyidae. Gene Ontology annotation, molecular function: TFIIIC-class transcription factor complex binding. Gene Ontology annotation, cellular component: transcription factor TFIIIB complex. The record is from RefSeq and is a predicted model, not a curated record. Gene Ontology annotation, biological process: RNA polymerase III preinitiation complex assembly.